UGCCCCUUUUCCCUAAUUCUUUUGACCUGGACAUGGGGUGGGAGGUAAUUGAGACUUUUCAUUUUGUUUUUCGAGGAGAUGGUAUUUACUUUUUACCGUUUUGACUAAAAUUAUUCCUUCCCUUAGACCCAACGAAGCAUAUUUCCACUCCUAUAUUAUCAAACGGCUUGAACACGAAAUUCAAUAAUUCAUCAAUCAGCGUUAGAAUCUCAGGCCGUGAAAACUGAAAAUAUGGGUUCCAUCGGAAAGCAGGAUAGCAGGGAAGAAGUUAUCCAGGCAUGGUAUAUGGAUGAUAGCAAUGCAGACCAGAGACUUCCCCAUCACCGUGAGCCAAAUCUGUUUGUCUCCUUUGACAAACUUGAUGAGCUUGGAGUGCUCAGCUGGAGGUUAGAUGCUGACAAUUAUGAAAAGGAUGAGGUUUUGAAGCAAAUCUGUGAAUCGCGAGGAUAUUCAUACAUGGACUUUUGUGAGGUGUGCCCUGAAAAGUUGCCCAAUUAUGAAGAGAAGAUAAAAAAUUUCUUUGAAGAGCAUCUUCACACUGAUGAAGAAAUCCGCUAUUGUGUUGCAGGGAGUGGUUAUUUUGAUGUACGCGAUAAGAAUGAUGAAUGGAUCCGGAUCUGGGUGAAGAAAGGAGCAAUGAUAAUCCUACCUGCCGGAAUUUAUCACCGUUUUACCCUUGAUUCUAAUAAUUACAUUAAGGCGAUGCGACUCUUUGUUGGUGACCCAGUUUGGACUCCGUUCAACCGCCCACAUGACCAUCUCGACGCAAGGAAAAAGUACAUUGAAACAUUUGGGACGGAUGAUGCUACUACAGGUCUUGCUGUUGAUGCUGCUGCCUAAGUAUGCUAUUGUACUACCAACUACACUACAGACUACUAUUAUAUAGAACCAAGAAACUUUAUCAUCAUGGCGCCGGUUAUCGUUACACUGAUAAAAUAAUGUUUCCCAUAGGCACGCGUAUUCUAUGUGAUGGCCAUGGAUUCAGUUUGAUUAUAUGUAUAAAUAUGUGAGUUUGUGAUGCCAAUUUUUGCCAGUGUUGAACUGCCGAGAUGAAUCGACCCAAUUAGUCCUAGAUCAUGGAUGGGUUUGAUGAAAAUAUUUGCUGAGUUGCACCAAAUAUGAAAUGUGUUUUUGAAGUAGCCGCAAUAUUAGUAAAGGUGUAAUUAUUAUGGGUAUGUUUGGCAAAUGGCUUAUCAGCCAGCUUUUAGCUUGUUUGACCCA
Molecule: messenger RNA, 1221 nt
Organism: Cuscuta epithymum
Lineage: Eukaryota; Viridiplantae; Streptophyta; Magnoliopsida; Solanales; Convolvulaceae
Source: the annotation of a GenBank genome assembly